AUGAAAAAUCACAAAAACAACCAAAUUGUGAAAAAAUAAUACCAGAAGCGAAUGCAAAUUUCUUUUCUAAACUAAUAUUUCAUUGGCCAUCAGCGCUUUUACGACUUGGAUAUGAGAGACCAUUACAAAAAGAAGAUUUGUAUAUUUUAGAUGAUAAAAGAUUGUCAAAAAAGUUGGUAGAAGAGUUUGCACUUGAAUGGAAAAAAGAAGUUGAAAAAGCUAAGAAAGGAAAGAAACCAUCAUUGAUAAAAGCUCUAAAUAGGAUGCUUGGGUUUAAUUUUUGGUGUGCAGGGAUCUUUAGAUUCUUUGGUGAUACCUUACAGGUCUUGUCACCUUUAGUAAUUCAGGAAAUUUUGAUAUUCUCGGUGAGCUCAUUCUAUGCUAACGUUAAUAAUACAGAUGCGCCGCCAAUAUCUAAUGGAUUCAUCCUUGCAACAAUACUGUUUCUUAUGCAAAUGGGAUCAACUUUUUUCAGCAUUUGGUGCCUCUGGAGAACUGACCAAACCGGUUUCAUGACACGUACAAUUCUAAUUACUACUAUCUAUCGAAAAGCGAUGGUCCUCAGUUGUAAAGCUCGUAAUUCAUUUACUAUUGGUAGAAUUACAAAUUUAAUAUCAACAGAUACAACUAGACUUGAUUUUUUUUGUUCUUAUUUUCAUUUAUUAUGGAGUGCUCCACUUCAACUUUCAAUAGCACUCGCGUUGUUGAUACUUAACAUUGGUCCAUCAGCAUUAGCAGGUUUUAGUUUUUUAGUCAUUACUGGACCGUUACAAGGAAGAGUGAUGUCGGCAUUGGCAUCCACACGCAGUAAAGCAGCAAAGGUUACCGAUGAACGUAUUAAAUUAACACAAGAAAUUUUACAAGGAAUUCGAGUUAUAAAAUAUUAUGCUUGGGAAGAUAGUUUCUUGAAGACCUUAAAUAAACUCCGUAAUAAAGAACUUGGAUAUACUAAAGUUAUAUUAAUUAUUCGCGCGAUUGUCACAGGAGUUGCAUCGGUAAUGCCAGUUUUUGCUAGUAUUCUCUCUUUUGUAGUAUUUGUACUUGCUGGUGGUACACUUACAUCCGAAUUAGUAUUUUCAUCCUUGGCACUCUUUAAUAUUAUUCGUUUACCUCUAAAACUUUUACCUAUGGUUAUUGCCGUAGCAACCGAUGCUUGGGUUUCACUUGGUCGUAUUCAAGAGAUAUUAUUGGCCGAUGAAUUAGAAUAUUCCCCAAAAAUUGAUUUUAAUGAUAAAUUUGCUAUUAAAGUAACAGAUGGUGAAUUCGUAUGGGAAGGUUCUCCUGUUUCUGAUAAGAGUACUCAAAGAAUUCCCAAUGAUCAAUUCACGGAAAGUUUAUCUACUUAUUCUUUGAUUUCUAAUGAUGAUAUUAAUGAUGACAGUAUAGAACAUUCACCUAUAUUGACACCUCAAUUACAUCUUAGUGAUAUUAAUUUUACAAUUUCUCGUGGAGACCUUGUUGCUAUUGUGGGUUCUGUGGGCUCAGGAAAAUCUUCACUAUUAUCAGCAUUGGUUGGUGAAAUGAAAAAUGUUGGUGGAGAAAUAAUAUUUGGUGGCACUGUUGGAUAUUGUCCACAAACUGCUUGGAUACAAAAUGCUACACUCAGAGAAAAUAUAACUUUUGGACUACCAUUUGAUGAAGAAAAAUAUCAACGAGUAAUAAAGGAUUGUUGCCUUGAACCUGAUUUAGCGAUCCUACCAGCAGGUGAUAUGACAGAAAUUGGAGAAAAAGGAAUUAAUCUUUCUGGAGGACAAAAGCAACGCAUAAAUAUUGCAAGAGCUGUAUAUUUUGAUGCUGAUAUUGUUUUGUUGGACGACCCAUUAUCGGCUGUCGACGCGCACGUUGGCAAAUAUCUAUUCACAAAUUGUAUACAGGGAUCACUUGCAAAAAAAACAAGAAUCUUAGUCACACAUCAAUUACAACUAUUAUCCCAAGUAGAUUAUAUCAUUUGUAUGGAAGAUGGGGAAAUUGUAGAGCAAGGAACAUAUGAAGGGUUGAUGAAUGCUAAUAAAAGCUUUGCAAAAUUAAUAUUGGAGUAUGGUGAAUCCAAAGAUGAGAUGACUACGAUUAAUAUUGAAACAGAUGAGCCAACGGAAAAAAAAUUGUUUGCGUCACCUAUUCCAUCUGCAUCGUCACAAGGAUUAAUGUCGUUAGAAGAAAGAACAACGGGUGCCGUUGCUGACAAGAUUUAUAUAGCUUAUAUAAGAGCCGCGGGUGGUUUAGUAUUGAUACCAUUAAUUUUAUUUUUAUUGGUAAUAAUGCAAGGAAGCAAUAUCGGAAGUAAUUUAUGGCUUUCAUUUUGGACAAGCAAUAAUUUUGCCUUAACGACCGAACAAUACAUGUCGGUUUACUGCGCAUGGGGUGUUGCAGAAAGUAUUUUCAGUGUUUUAGUCUGUUUAACACUAUCUUUUGCUGGAAUUGCCGCUGCUAGAAACUUGCAUAAUCAGGCAAUUCAACAAAUUCUAAGAACACCAAUAAAUUUCUUUGAAACGACACCUUUAGGUCGAAUAAUAAAUCGGUUCAGCAAAGAUAUUGAUUCCUGUGAUAAUUUGAUCACUGAGUCAUAUCGAAUGUUUUUCAGCACUUUAGCGACCGUCUUCGGGACUUUUGCACUAAUAAUCGUGGUUUUUAUAUGGUUUCUUUUGCCUUUUAUACCACUUACUAUAUUAUAUUAUUGCGCCGCUAUUUAUUUUAGAGCAACAAAUCGUGAAUUGAAACGCCUCGACUCAAUAUUAAGAUCUUCACUUUACGCUCAUUUUUCCGAAUCUUUAACCGGUUUACCAACAAUUAGAGCAUAUAGAGAACAAGCACGAUUCAUAAGUACCAAUGAGCGUUACAUGGAUUUAGAAAAUCGAGCAUACUUUAUGCAAUUUUCUGUCAAUAGAUGGCUUGGAAUUCGUCUUGAAACCAUUGCAACCUCAUUGAUUUAUUGCGCAAGUCUAUUAGCAGUUAUACAAAGAUUUCAAGUGGAACCUGCAAUUAUUGGAUUAAUUCUUAGUUAUGCAACACAAGUUACAGCGGACUUUAAUUGGUGUGUUAGACAAUUUGCUGAAGUGGAAGCAAAUAUGAAUGCAGUAGAGCGUUUAGCGCAUUAUACGGAUAAUCUCGAAAGUGAACCUGCAUCAAUAAUUCCUGAUAAUAGACCAUCAUCUGAAUGGCCUGUUAAAGGAGAGAUAUUUAUAAAUAAUUUGGUUAUGCAAUAUGGGCCUGAUAAUCCACCAGUGAUAAAAGGCGUUACAAUCCAUAUAAAAGAUUGUGAAAAAAUAGGUAUAGUUGGAAGAACUGGAUGUGGAAAGUCUACAUUGGCAACUUCAUUCUUUAGACUUAUUGAACCAAAAUCAGGGCAAAUUAUUGUUGAUGGAAUAGAUAUAACUAAAAUAGGACUAAAAGAUCUUAGAAGUAGAAUAACUAUAAUACCACAAGAACCAGUAUUAUUUAAUGGCACGAUAAGAAGUAACUUAGACCCCUUCGGCGAAUAUAAAGACAUAACGCUAUGGAAUGCCCUUCGUCGAGCUCACCUAAUAAAUGGUGAUACCGAAGAUGAAUACAAUGACUACUCUAUUAACAACGAGAAAUCAAGAUUUUCACACCAGUUAUCAAUCGCCGAAAUACCAAUAUCAAAAAAACAAGAUUUACAUUUAGAAAGUCCAGUUAGAGAGCAAGGAAGUAAUUUUUCACAAGGACAGCAACAAUUAAUAGCUUUGGCUAGAGCGUUGGUUCGACAUUCGAAAUUAAUAAUAAUGGAUGAAGCCACGGCAAGUGUAGACUAUAAAACUGAUUGUUUAAUUCAAAAUACUAUCAGAGAAGAAUUUAUGAAUAGUACUGUCAUUACUAUUGCGCAUAGGUUGAGAACAGUGAUUGACUAUGAUAAAGUUUUAGUUAUGGGCAAGGUUGCAGAAUUUGAUUCACCAUACAUAUUACUGCAAAACCCAGGAUCAACAUUUAGAGCGAUGUGUGAAUCGAGUGGUGAGUUUAAUGAAUUAAUGGAACUUGCUAAGCAAAAAUAUGAAAGUGAAGUGAUAAUUUAG
Dentiscutata erythropus is the source of this 4028-nucleotide messenger RNA. The record is from the annotation of a GenBank genome assembly. NCBI's taxonomy places the organism in Eukaryota, Fungi, Glomeromycota, Glomeromycetes, Diversisporales, Gigasporaceae.